CUGCAGGCCACAGGCAUGGCGGGCGGGCGGACUGCAUUUCCCAGCGUGCCGCGCGGCGCGAGGGGUCCGGACUUCCUGCCGCGCGGCCAAUCAGGAGCGCCCAGGUGUCGCGGGCGGGGCGGGGGCGGAGGCGGCGAGAAGAUGGCGGCCAAGAGCGGCCGGAACGGGCUCCUGGACAAGUGGAAGAUCGAUGACAAGCCAGUGAAAAUCGACAAGUGGGAUGGUUCAGCUGUGAAAAACUCCUUGGACGACUCUGCCAAAAAGGUGCUCCUGGAGAAGUACAAGUACGUGGAGAACUUCCGUCUGAUCGACGGGCGCCUCCUCAUCUGCACAAUCUCCUGCCUCUUUGCCAUCGUGGCUCUCAUCUGGGAUUACCUGCACCCUUUUCCCGAGUCCAAACCGGUCCUUGCCUUCUGUGUCGUCUCGUAUUUUGUGAUGAUGGGCAUCCUGACCAUCUAUACCUCCUACAAAGAGAAGAGCAUUUUCCUGGUGGCGCACAGGAAGGACCCGGCGGGGAUGGAUCCCGACGACGUGUGGCAGCUCUCCUCCAGCCUCAAACGGUUCGAUGACAAGUACACCCUGAAGCUGACGUUCAUCAGCGGGAAGACCAAGCAGCAGAGGGAAGCCGAGUUCACCAAGUCCAUUGCCAAGUUCUUUGAUAACAACGGGACAUUAGUCAUGGAGGCCUACGAGCCAGAGGUGUCCAAGCUGCACGACAGCCUGGCCCUGGAGAGGAAAACAAAAUGAUUUCGGAGCCCAGCCGCCUCCCAGCAGCCUGCUAAAGUAACACCAAUAAAGUCACAUGGCAAAGAAAGUGAA
Molecule: messenger RNA, 819 nt
Organism: Serinus canaria (Common canary)
Lineage: Eukaryota; Metazoa; Chordata; Aves; Passeriformes; Fringillidae
Gene: SPCS2
Product: signal peptidase complex subunit 2
Exons: 5
Coding region: 16-747 (243 amino acids)
Biological process (GO): protein targeting to ER
Cellular component (GO): signal peptidase complex; membrane
Source: RefSeq, a predicted model, not a curated record